Messenger RNA from Agelaius phoeniceus (red-winged blackbird), 1218 nucleotides. Its product is annotated as cathepsin E-like. The record is from RefSeq and is a predicted model, not a curated record. NCBI's taxonomy places the organism in Eukaryota, Metazoa, Chordata, Aves, Passeriformes, Icteridae. Gene Ontology annotation, biological process: proteolysis. Gene Ontology annotation, molecular function: aspartic-type endopeptidase activity.
AUGAGGGCAAUACUGUUGGCAGUGGUUUACAUCCCGCUCAUUGUGGCUGUGGAACGAAUCCCUUUGAUUCGAUUCAAAUCUAUCAAGAAACAGCUGAAGGAAAAGGGAGAAUUAGAGGAAUUUUGGAGGAAUCACCACCCUGAUGUUUUUGCCCGGAGGUAUCUGCAUUGUUUCCCAGCAGAUAUUGCUUUAUCAGUAGGAACUGCUUCAGAAAGGCUGUAUGAUUACAUGAAUGCUCAGUACUACGGGGUGGUGAGCGUGGGGACACCGCCACAGAGCUUCACCGUCGUCUUCGACACCGGCUCCUCCAACUUUUGGGUCCCAUCCGCCUACUGCAUCAGCGAGGCCUGCCGGGUGCACCAGAAAUUUAAGUCCUUCAAGUCAGAUUCAUAUGAGCAUGGAGGGGAAGCCUUCUCCCUGCAGUACGGCUCAGGACAGCUUCUGGGCAUUGCUGGCAAAGACACACUGCAGAUAAGUAACAUCUCCAUCAAGGGACAGGACUUUGGCGAGUCAGUGUUUGAGCCAGGAACAACUUUUGUCCUUGCCCACUUUGAUGGUGUACUGGGCUUAGGCUACCCCUCCUUAGCAGUGGGCAAUGCUCUGCCUGUGUUUGACAGCAUCAUGAACCAGCAGCUGGUAGAGGAGCCAGUCUUCUCUUUCUAUCUGAAAAGAGGAGAUGACACCGAGAACGGCGGUGAGUUGAUUCUGGGGGGAAUAGACCAUUCUCUCUACAAAGGUUCAAUCCACUGGGUCCCAGUCACUGAGAAAAGCUACUGGCAAAUACACAUGAACAAUAUAAAGAUCCAGGGCCGGGUGGCAUUUUGCUCCCAUGGCUGCGAAGCCAUCGUUGACUCGGGCACUUCUCUUAUCACCGGCCCCUCUUCACAAAUCAGGCGAUUGCAGGCAUAUAUUGGGGCAAGCCCAUCAAAUACUGGAGAGUUUCUCGUAGACUGCAGAAGACUGUCGAGCUUGCCUCACAUAAGCUUCACGAUCGGACACCACGAGUACAGGCUGGCAGCAGAGCACUACAUCAUAAAGGAGUCUAUUGAUGACCAAACCUUCUGCAUGAGUGGCUUUCAGUCUCUCGACAUCCCCACUCGCAUGGGCUCACUCUGGAUUUUAGGAGAUGUCUUCAUGUCUGCAUUUUACUGUAUUUUUGACCGUGGGAAUGACAGAGUGGGAUUUGCAAAAGCUGUUCACAGAAAGGAUUACUACUGA